Molecule: messenger RNA, 1005 nt
Organism: Cooperia oncophora
Lineage: Eukaryota; Metazoa; Nematoda; Chromadorea; Rhabditida; Trichostrongylidae
Source: the annotation of a GenBank genome assembly
AUGAUACCAGUACUGCUGGGCACAAGGAGCGUUCUGGUGGGAUGGACUCCAGUGUGUGUCAAUCAAUGCGGUCGAACUCAUCCAAGCACUGGCUCGGUGCACCUGAUGAAAGGAGGGAGGCAGUCUACGAUCAUUAUGUACACCAUGUCGAAAUGUGUGCCACGAGGAGAUAGCACCCACGCUAUGCAGUCAGAUCAACCGCAAUUACACCUUGGACAAAGAUUUGCCAAUCGAGGUCGUGGUGGUUCUCAAGCAUCAGCUCGUGGAGGUGGCGUUACCGGCACGUCUUUCAAUUCUCGGGCUCAGGGUUUGUACGACCCACGCGAUCCAAAAGAUCGGCCACGAAACCGUAUGCGCUCUACAAGUGAUGAAGGUGAUGUAGCUGGCGAAGGCGGAUGGACAACUGCUAGUGUUGGUAAACAUGGUUGGACUCAAAACAAGGAUGGCGGGCAGCAAAAUACAUGGAGCGGUGGCCAGGGAGGACACAGUUCGUCGGCAAACGAAACUGAAGAAUCACACAGGAAAAGUGAAAGUGGAUCUAUGCCGGAAUGGAUGGAAGAUGGAGAAGAUCAAGAUAAAGAGGAAUCCGGUGAUGAAGUAACGAGUGCAACGGGUUCGUUUGAUGAGCAUGGACGCUUCCGGAAGAAGGUUUGUUCGAAGCAGAAUAACAUGCACCAUGCUUCCGCUGAGUCACCACGAGUAAGAAAAGCCGCUGAAGUCACUGAGAACAAGCAUGAAAGACAAACGAACAAUGAGAACCAGAGCACUGAGAAAAGCUCUGCACCUCGAGAUCCCAACCCACCAUCAGCAGACGUGAAGGUUCCAAAUGUUGAAGCCGAUAGUUCACGAAGUUACCUAUCUGUGCGGCAGCAAAGUGAACCAGCUGGAUAUCAUCCCUCUAUGUCCGUCACAGCAUCCGGUUGUUGGUGCCGGUCCAGAACCUACUGCUGCCCCGUCAAUGAUUCCUCCUCCCGCUCCACAAUUUUACUACUUGGACCCGAGUAA